Molecule: messenger RNA, 2536 nt
Organism: Lampris incognitus (smalleye Pacific opah)
Lineage: Eukaryota; Metazoa; Chordata; Actinopteri; Lampriformes; Lampridae
Gene: abcb8
Product: ATP-binding cassette, sub-family B (MDR/TAP), member 8
Exons: 16
Coding region: 79-2205 (708 amino acids)
Biological process (GO): transmembrane transport
Cellular component (GO): membrane
Molecular function (GO): ATP hydrolysis activity; ABC-type oligopeptide transporter activity; ATP binding
Source: RefSeq, a predicted model, not a curated record
AUGUUGCUCCUUGAAUCCUUGUGAGCUCAGCGAUUAGUUUCGCCUAAUGAAAUUACUCUUUGGGGAAAUCUUGAAAAAAUGCUUUACUUACUUUGUUGUAGAACAAGCACCACCGCACCAGUGCGAUCACUAUGCAGUCGAUUCAAUAAAUCUCCAGAUUUAUGGAAAUGUUCACGAUCCUGGUUGUAUCCAUCACCAGUGUCUAAUGUGUCCAGCUCCUCACACCAACCUAGAAAUGUUGCGUGUCGCCUUUGGAGUCUAACUCAGAGAGCAGUCCGCCAGUCUGCCACCCACCCAGUAAAACCUCCAGAGAUGGCCCUGAAGUUUAUCCUGGCGCCGGUGGGCAUCACUAUGUCUGCAUGGCUGUUCAGAAAUAUGGCAUUUUGUGAGGCAGAUGUGAACAACAACACCCUUGUAGAAGUCACAGCCAAAGACUCUGUGCCUGACUUCAAAUGGCAUAUCCUAUGGGAAUUUGUCAAACCUCAGCUGUUUGCUCUCAUUGGUGCUGUUGUGCUUGCUUUUGGUGCCGCCAUCUUGAAUAUUCAGAUUCCCUUAAUGCUGGGAGACUUGGUGAAUGUUGUGGCUCGCCACAUGAGGGAACACACUGGGGACUACCUCUAUGAGAUCAGAGCCCCUGCUCUGAAGCUGCUUGGACUGUAUGGUAUUCAAGGUCUGCUGACCAGUGGCUACAUCAUUCUUCUGUCAAGGGUGGGGGAGAGAGUGGCAGCAGAUAUGAGGAAGACCCUAUUCACAUCUUUGUUAAGGCAAGAUGUGGCCUUCUUUGAUGCUAAUAAGACUGGGCAACUGGUGAAUCGCUUGACUGCUGACAUUCAGGAGUUCAAAUCGUCCUUUAAAUUGGUCAUCUCUCAGGGCCUGCGGAGUAUCACACAGACAGUCGGGUGUUUUGUCUCCCUCUAUGUCAUCUCCCCCAAACUCACUGGUUUAACAGUCGUCGUCCUGCCCUGUCUGGUCGGAGCGGGGGCUGUGAUCGGCUCAGUCCUUCGCAAACUGUCUCGUAUGGCUCAAGAACAGGUGUCAAAAGCAACAGGAGUGGCGGACGAGGCGCUCGGCAAUGUGCGGACAGUGAAAGCCUUCGCCAUGGAGGAGCGGGAGCUUCAAUUAUAUGCAUAUGAAGUAGACAAGUCAUGUGAGAUGAAUGAAACUCUUGGCACAGGAAUCGCAAUUUUUCAAGGCUUGUCAAACAUUGCCCUAAACUGCAUUGUUCUAGGAACGAUUUUUGCUGGAGGCUCUUUAAUGGCUGGUGAUGAAAUGUCCCCUGGAGAACUUAUGUCUUUCCUGGUAGCGUCCCAAACUGUUCAGAGGUCUUUGGCCAGCAUUUCCAUCCUAUUUGGACAAAUGGUGAGAGGCUUAAGCUCGGGGGCCCGGGUUUUUGAAUACUUGGCUCUGGAGCCUACCAUUCCAGUCUCAGGCGGGGGACGGAUCCCUUACCAUUCUCUGACAGGAAGGGUUGACUUCAUGAACAUCUCAUUCAAUUAUCCAACAAGACCAGGGCAUCAAAUCUUGAGAAACUUCAACCUAACGUUGCCCCCUAGUAAAACUAUUGCUAUUGUUGGCGAAUCUGGAGGAGGAAAGUCCACAGUGGCGUCCUUACUGGAGCGUUUCUAUGACCCGACCAAUGGUGUGAUCAUGUUGGAUGGGCUUGACAUCCGAACACUUGACCCAUCCUGGCUCAGAGGACAAGUUAUUGGGUUCAUUAACCAGGAACCAGUGUUGUUUGGCUCAUCUGUGAUGGAGAACAUCCGCUUUGGGAAGCCCGAGGCCACCGAUGCCGAGAUCAUCAACGCCGCCAAGCAAGCCAAUGCUCACCGCUUUAUCACAAGUUUCCCAGAUGGCUAUAACACUGUGGUUGGUGAGCGAGGUGUAACACUGUCAGGUGGCCAGAAACAACGCAUUGCCAUUGCCCGUGCCUUGAUCAAGAACCCGAGCAUCCUGGUGCUGGACGAAGCCACCAGUGCCCUGGAUGCAGAAUCUGAGCGAGUGGUGCAGGAGGCUCUGGACAGAGCCACAAAAGGUCGCACCGUGCUUAUCAUCGCUCAUCGGCUGAGCACUAUACAAGGGGCCGACCUUAUCUGUGUCAUGAGCAAUGGCCGUAUUGUAGAGGCUGGGACUCACUUGGAGCUGCUGAGUAAAGGAGGGCUCUACUCAGAUCUGAUCCGCAGGCAAAGAGCCGAGGGACAGAAAUGAAGAUUUAAAAAGAGUUUACUUUAGAUGUACUUCAAGUGAUGAAUUAAAUUUCUGAAAUGCAUUGGGAAACCUUGCAUGAACAGAUCAUUGAUAAUUGAAAAUAAAUAUAUUGUGUUUUUUAGCUCCGAGUCUACAUUGAUGAUCAGUUGUUCAAAUUCAGUUUCAUAAGUGGACCAACUGGAUAGUUUCAGUUUUAGCUGGAACUCAUUACUGGCAAAGAACUUAAUUGUACAGUAUUUAAUGCAAAUAAAAUAUAGUGACUUUCCUGCUGUAUAGAAUUCUUCUGCUUUUCAGAGAAUAUACUGUAUUCAUUAAAUAAUAAGAAAAUAAA